GGGGCGGUACUGCUGUUUUGCUGUCGAGUCACCUCUGUCAGGAUGGAAGAAAACGAGCAGCUAUCAUGCUGAUUAACGAAGGAUGCCGACUGCCGACCACCAUAAACCUGGCAUAGUUCGAGUACAUUCGACGUACAGCUUAAACCCCUGCAUCGUUUUCUGCGACGCUUUGGCAAAAUGAUGGAAGAAAUCGACAGGUUCCAAGUGCCUCCAGUUAACGGAGAGACACAGCCUCUGGACCCCGCAGCAUCUUCCACCUCAGAGGCAGAGCCUGACACUAAGGGAGAAAGUGUGGCCAUGAACUACAAGCCCUCGCCGCUGCAGGUCCAAAUAGAGAAACAGAGGGACCUUGCCAGGAAGGGAUCGGUGAAGAAUGGCACCGUGGGAAGUCCUGUCAAUCAACAACCCAAGAAGAAUGCCAGGACAAGGCUGGUGGUGCCAAACAAAGGCUACUCCUCCUUAGACCAGAGCCCAGAUGAGAAGCCUCUGGUAGCGCUGGACACAGACAGUGACGAUGACUUUGACAUGUCCAGAUACUCCUCAUCAGGAUAUUCCUCAGCCGAGGUGAGAUGUCUGAGGGACCAGCAGAUCAACCAGGACCUGAACAUCCAGCUCCUGAAGGACGGUUACCGACUUGAUGAGAUUCCUGAUGAUGAGGAUCUGGAUCUGAUCCCUCCUAAAGCAGUCAACCCCACUUGUAUGUGCUGCCAGGCUGCUCCCUCCACAGCCUGUCAAAUCCAGUAGCACUAACCCCACCUACACAGUCUCCUCCAUGCCACCUGUACUGAGGCCAACAACUGACCAGAGUGGCAACAGAGGAAGAAAAAUUAAAGGCUGGCAAAGGCACAAAGGGAAAAAAACAACAACCAAGGGUUUAUAAAUGCGAAAAUUGAAUAUGUACAGUAUCUGUGCAUGUUCCUCCUAUGGUAGGAUCUGUGCAUCUUACUUCUGCAUUGUUGGUUCAAAAGGGACUCGACUGAUGGCAGAAACAUUACCUCUAAGAGAAACACACGACUUUGUUUGAACUUCCAUCUCAUGCUUGUGGAUUUUCUGGCUUAAACAGACCGCGAUGGUGCAACGCUGGUGAAGAAAAAAAACUGUAAAAUGACAGGAGCUCAACCAAAUACGUGUGAUGGUGACAGGUUGUUAUUACCGCGUCAUCUGCCCAUCCAAGCAGAUGACUUCUUCUACUGAUGUACACAAAGGACAAGAAGAGAUCGGAAGCUUUGUAGUGGCCAUUGUUUUUCUUUUUCUUUUCUUUCAGCCAGUCUGCUUUGUCUUCCUGUGUAUAUAUGUGUCAAACAUGAUGUGUGUGAUUAAGCCCAGGAACACCGUGCUAAAUCAUCCAGCUGCCGAUAAAACACUAAUGCUAUAAUAAAGUAGUAAUCCAGA
Molecule: messenger RNA, 1392 nt
Organism: Maylandia zebra (zebra mbuna)
Lineage: Eukaryota; Metazoa; Chordata; Actinopteri; Cichliformes; Cichlidae
Gene: fam219aa
Product: family with sequence similarity 219 member Aa
Source: RefSeq, a predicted model, not a curated record